This is a messenger RNA of Protopolystoma xenopodis, 264 nucleotides long. Lineage: Eukaryota; Metazoa; Platyhelminthes; Monogenea; Polystomatidea; Polystomatidae. The record is from the annotation of a GenBank genome assembly.
GGUCCAGCUCAACCUGAUGUAGUCCUGAGUGGACAUCCUUUUCACUUCGGCCGCCAUGGCCUGGAUAGACUGCUUAGCCCUUCUUUUGGUAUGUCAAUGCGAAAGGCAGUUCGAGAUGAAGACCUCAUCAACGAGGACAGAAGUCGAUUGCCAAUCUCGAAUACAGCUCCACCAUUAUCCCAUACAGACAGUGAGAGUUUGUCACACAAUUCUGCAUUUAUUAGACGCUAUCUCCCAGUCGGUGUACACACGGAGGCGGGCUGA